Molecule: messenger RNA, 2264 nt
Organism: Monodelphis domestica (gray short-tailed opossum)
Lineage: Eukaryota; Metazoa; Chordata; Mammalia; Didelphimorphia; Didelphidae
Gene: XRCC1
Product: X-ray repair cross complementing 1
Biological process (GO): base-excision repair; double-strand break repair via nonhomologous end joining; single strand break repair
Cellular component (GO): nucleus
Molecular function (GO): damaged DNA binding
Source: RefSeq, a predicted model, not a curated record
AAGGGACGGGGCUGGACAGAGGAGAGUCGAGAGGAAUAGGUAGAGAGGCCACAAAUGGAGACUGCCCAUUGGAGAGACAGCCCAUUUGAGACCUAAUUAGAGGAGUGGCUCGGUUAUGGGGCGGGCCUAGAGCCAGGGCAGGUCAUAGAGAGAGUGAGCUAGAGUGGCCAUGGGAGGCGGCAUCGGCUAGACGAGGGCGGGGCAAGGGGCCAGAGCGCCUACGCAGUCACAGGAGCGCGCGCCCUACUUUGAACAGUCCCGGGAGGCGGUGCGCCUGCGCACUAGUGCUGCCCUGAAAGAGUGGCUUCCUCCCUCCCAGGCUUUGGCCUGGCCUGGAGGCCUUGGAAUCUGCAGUUUCGUCCCGUCUAGACCCCGGCCCUAUCAUGCCAGAGAUCCGCCUCCGCCACGUAGUGUCGUGCAGUAGCCAGGAUCCGACCCAUUCGGCGGACAAUCUGCUGAAGGCUGACACUUACCGGAAAUGGAGAUCGGCCAAGGCGGGGGAGAAGCAGAUCUCCGUCAUCCUACAGCUGGAGAAGGAGGAGCAGAUCCACAGCAUCGAUGUCGGGAACGAGGGCUCGGCCUUUGUGGAGGUGCUGGCGGGCAGCUCCGCCGCUGGAAGUGGGGAGCAGGACUACGAGGUCCUCCUUGUGACCUCUUCAUUCAUGUCCCCCACGGAGAGCCGCAGCGGGACGAACUCCAAUCGGGUUCGGCUGUUUGGUUCUGACAAACUGGUCCGGGCCACGGCUGAGAAACGCUGGGACCGGGUGAAGGUGGUGUGCAGCCAGCCCUACUGCAAGGACUCUCCAUAUGGCCUGAGCUUCAUAAGGCUCCACAGCCCCCCUGACAAGGACAAGGAGGAGCCCGAGGCCGCCCCGCCGAAAGUCACCAAGUUGGGAGCCUUCCGAGUGAGGGAGGAUGACGGGGCGAGCGGCAGCCUCCGGCCCGGGGCCCUCUUUUUCAGUCGGGUCAGCAAGACCUCUCCAGGCCCCGCCAAAGAGCAGCCAGGCCCCAGCUACGCAGCAGCCACCCUGCAGGCCUCCGAGAGGCCGUGCGCCCCGUCUCCCCCGGCCUCCCCCGGCCGGCCCCCUGCCCCGAGCAGAGCCCCCAGCAAGCCCCAGGAGUCUCCUAAGGGAAAGAGAAAACUGGAUGUCGGCCAGGAUGAGCCCGCAAACCGCCAGAGGCCUCCGGGCCCCGCAGCCCACCCGAAGCCGCCGGCCCCCAAGAAGUCCAGAGGGCCGGCUUCUCGAGCCGACAGGAAAGGCCCAGCUGGGCCUGCAGAGCUGGGGAAGGUCCUGGAAGGCGUCGUGGUGGUGCUGAGCGGCUUCCAGAACCCCUUCCGCUCGGAGCUGCGGGACAAGGCCCUGGAGCUGGGCGCCAAGUACCGGCCGGACUGGACAGACGACAGCACCCACCUCAUCUGUGCCUUCGCCAACACGCCCAAGUACAGCGCCGUCCUGAGCCGGGGCGGCCGCAUCGUGCGCAAGGAGUGGGUGCUGGACUGUCACCGCGCCCGCCGCAGGCUGCCCUCACGCCGGUACCUCAUGGCGGGCCCCGACUCGAGCAGCGACGACGAGACGCCGCCCCCCACCCCAAAGCGGGGGGCCGUGACCCCACCCCCAGCUCUCCCUCAGCACCCCCCAGCACACCAGCAGCCCAGCUCCAGGACGCCCUCCCCCCCAGAGUCGCAGGGAGCCACGGACACGGAGGAGGAGCCAGCAGAUGCCCAGGAUGAUGGGACAGAUGACUCCGGGGACACAGAGGACGAGCUGAGGAGGGUGGCCGAGCAGAGGGAGCAGAAGCGGCCCCCAGACCCGGCCGAGAACGGCGGCGGUGAUGACGACCCCUACGCCGGGACCACCGACGAGAACACGGACGAUGAAGGCCCAGAGCCGCCUGACCUGCCCAUCCCCGAGCUCCCAGACUUCUUCCAGGGCAAACACUUCUUCCUGUAUGGAGAGUUUCCUGGCGAGGAGCGCCGACAGCUCGUCCGAUAUGUCACAGCCUUCGACGGGGAGAUAGAAGACUACAUGAACGAGCGAGUACAGUUUGUGAUCACAGCCCAGGACUGGGACCCCAGCUUCGAAGAGGCCCUCCUGGAAAACCCUUCACUGGCCUUCGUGCGUCCCCGAUGGAUCUACAGCUGCAACGAGCGGCAGAAGUGGCUGCCCUACCAGCUCUACGGGGUGGUCCCACGGGCCUGAGUGCAGCUUCCUGCCCCCACCCGCUCCGCACCCCCAGCCCCAAUAAAAGGCCUGUUCAGAGCG